Molecule: messenger RNA, 12602 nt
Organism: Pelagomonas calceolata
Lineage: Eukaryota; Pelagophyceae; Pelagomonadales; Pelagomonadaceae
Source: the annotation of a GenBank genome assembly
CUGCUCCUACUGCUGCCUGUCGUCACCGCCGCGCGGCGGCGGCGCCUCGGCGACGCGCUCGACAUGGAACACCUCCGGCGCCUCGCCGACGACGGCCAGGUCGGCACGGAGCUUCGAUUCAAGCUCGCCGCCGGGACCAGCGCCGCGCGGGCGGCGAAGGUCGCGGCCGCGGUGGACUGCUCGUCGGCGAAGCGCGUCUUCCGAAAGGCGGGCAUACACGAAGACAAGCACGUCGCUGCUGGGCUCGAUCGCUGGUACAAGGUCAAGUGCUCCGGGGCGUCAAACGAGACCUGGUCGAAGCUCGACGCCUUCCUCGCCAAGGGCGACGCGAGCCACGACGGCGUCGAGUUCGUCGAGCCCGCGCUCGUGGUCAAAAUGUCGCCGUGGGAGCCAAACGACCCGCAUUUCUCGUUGCAGAGCCACUACUCCUCGAUCGGGCUCGAGAAUGCGUGGGAGCUCACGAAGGGCGACCCAAGCGUGGUCGUCCAGGUCAUCGACUCGGGCCUCGACCUGGCCCACGAGGACCUCCAAAACAAUAUCUGGAAAAAUGCGCAGACGCACCCGGAGACGGGCGAGAGCGAAUGGCCCGACAACUGCAACGACGGCCUCGACAACGACGGAAAUGGUUUCAUCGACGACUGCCACGGGUACAACCAUGCCGACAAUCAUGCUGGAGAUGCGUCGAGCGGCAACUAUCUGGGAGACGGCUCGCACGGGACGCACUGCGCAGGGACGAUUGCCGCGGACAGCAACAACGGCGUCGGAGUCGCGGGCGUCGCGGGCGGCGACGGCUCUGUGGGCUCGGGCGCAUCGCUCAUGACGUCCGUAGUCUUUGGACAGACGAGCGUCAGUGGCUUCGCGGAGGCCCUAGCGUACGGCGCCGACAACGGCGCCCAGAUCUCGAGCAACAGCUGGGGGUACACCGCGCCAGGCGUCUACGACCAAGUCAUCUUGGACGCCAUCGACUACUACAACGACGUCGGCGGCAUGGUCGUGUUUGCGGCGGGCAACGACGGCACCGACGAGGAGUGGUACCCGGCCUACCACGACGGAGCCGUGGCCGUCGCGGCCCUCGACGACGACGGGGCCCGCGCCGCCUUUACCUGCUACGGCGGCUGGAUUGACAUUAGUGCUCCUGGCGUCGACGUGGUCUCGACCAUCACCGUAAGCGAUGGAUCAUACGGCUACAUGAGCGGCACGUCGAUGGCCUGCCCGCACGUUUCGGGCGUCCUGGCGCUCGGUCUCUCGUACCAUCCGACGGCAAGCAGAGACGAGCUGCUCGCCUGUGCCUAUUCGACGGCGACGAACAUCGACGCGCUGAACUCGGGGUACGAGGGGAAGCUCGGGGCGGGCAGGGUCGACGCCUUUGCAUUCCUGGACUGCUUGGGCACGCGGGCGCCGACGCUCACGCCUGUGCCGUCGGCUUUGCCGACGCCCGAGCCAUCGCCCGGGCCGACGACGACGCUUGCGCCGACGGUGCUAUGCGUCUGCGACCAGACGCUCGAGGUUGGCGUAUUUACGGACAACUGGCCGGGCGAGACGACGUGGAAGGUGACCCUGGACGAAGAUGCUCCCAUAAACUGCGUCGAUGGGUCGGCGGGCGGGCCGUACACGGAGACCUCGACACUGCACACGCAUGCAAUCACUGUCUGCACCGGCCAACGGUACCUCUUCGAGAUCUUCGACUCGUACGGCGACGGCAUUUGUUGCGGCGAAAAUGGCGACGGAUACUACUACCUGCAGCUAAACGGCGUCGAGAUUAAGAGGGGUGGGGACUACGGGCCCGGCGACUCGCACGACUUCGUCGUUCCGUCGACGCGAGCGCCGACAGUUGUGCCGACGGCGACACCUGCGCCAACGGCGACGCUUGCGCCGACGCCGCCGACGCCGACGUGUGGCACGCUCGACAUGGGAAACCUCCGGCGCCUGGCCGACGAAGGCCAGGUGGGCACGGAGAUUCGCUUCAAGCUCGCCGCCGGGACCAGCGCCGCUCGGGCGGCGACGGUCGCGGCCGCGGUGGACUGCUCGUCGGCGAAGCGCGUCUUCCGCCCCGCUGGAAGGUAUGAGGCCAAGCACCGCGCCGCCGGCCUCGAUCGCUGGUGGACGGUGAAGUGCUCCGAGGCGAACGAGACCUGGUCGAAGCUCGACGCCUUCCUCGCCAAGGAGAGCCGCGACGGCAUCGAGAUCGUCGAGCCCGCGCUCGUGGUCAAGAUGUCGUCGUGGGAGCCAAACGACCCGCUGUUCUCGUCGCAGAGCCACUACUCCUCAAUCGAGCUCGAGGCCGCGUGGGAGCUCACGAAGGGCGACCCAAGCGUGGUCGUCCAGGUCCUCGACACGGGCCUCGACCUGGACCACGAGGACCUCCAAAACAAUAUCUGGCAGAAUCCGGGCGAAAUCUGCGGCAACGGCGAGGACGACGAUGAUAACGGCUAUGUCGACGACUGCCACGGGUACAACCACGCCGACGGCACGGGAACCGACCUCUUGGGAGACGGCUCGCACGGCUCGCACUGCGCCGGAACAAUCUCCGCGGACAGCAACAACGGCGUCGGAGUCGCGGGCGUCGCGGGCGGCGACGGUACUCCCGGCUCGGGCGCCUCGCUCAUGAUCUCAGUAGGCUUCGGAUCGACCUUUACGGGCGGCUUUGCGGAGGCGUUGGUCUACGGCGCGGACAACGGAGCUCAGAUCUCGUCGAACUCGUGGGGCUACACCUCGCCCGACGUGUGCGAGCAGGCCGUCAUCGACGCCAUCGACUACUACAACGACGAAGGCGGCAUAGUCGUGUUUGCGGCGGGCAACGACGAUUCUGAAGCGUGCUACUACCCGGGCUGCUACGACGGCGUUGUUGGGGUCGCGGCACUCGAUGAUAAUGGCGCGCGGGCAUAUUUCUCGAACUACGGCGGCACGGUUGAUAUAAGUGCCCCGGGGCAUCCUGUACUCUCGACAGUCAUCAUGGGCGAGGGGUCAGUAGAUUCGAACUACGACUCGUACAGCGGCACGUCCAUGGCCUGCCCGCACGUCGCGGGCGUCCUGGCGCUCGGUCUUUCGUUGCAGACGACGGCAAGCAGGAACGAGCUGCUCGACUGUGCCUAUUCAACGGCGACGAACAUCGACGCGCUGAACCCGGGCUACGUGGGAAAAUUAGGGGCGGGCAGGAUCGACGCCUUUGCAUUCCUGGACUGCUUGGGCACACGGGCGCCGACGCUCACGCCUGUACCGUCGGCUUUGCCGACGCCCGCGCCGUCACCUAUACCGACGACGACGCCUGCGCCGACAGUGCCAUGCGUCUGCGACCAGACGCUUGUGGUUGGCGUCUACACGGACGACUGGCCGGGAGAAACGACCUGGUCCUUGACCAUGGACGACGCCGCGCCCGAAAACUGCGUGGACGGGUCGAUGACCGACGGCCCGUACGCCGCGAAUGGGACCCUUUACUCGAAAGAGACCGCCGUCUGCGUGGGCGUGACGUACACCUUCCACAUCUUCGACUCGUACGGCGACGGCAUCUGCUGCGCGUACGGAGAAGGCUACUACUACCUGCAGCUCAACGGCGUCGAGAUGGUCCGCGGCGGCGAGUUCGGCGGGCUCGAGACCUACGUGUUCACGCCGACGGCGACGCAUGGCGGCGUCGACUCGUACUCGUACUCGUACUCGUACCCGGACUCGGACUCGUGUGCCGUCGGCUACGUAGCCGACUGCUCGGGCGACGGCGACUGCUGCCUGGAGAGUUGGAUCGGCGACGAAAUUUGCGACGGCGUGGACCAAGUAGAUGGUUGCGACCUGAGCUGUUUCGACAACGACGGCGGCGACUGCGACGGCGACGACAACUGGGACGACGAGAGCCCCGACUACUCGUACUCCUACUCUUACUCUGAUAACUGGGACGACAAGUGCCUCGGACAGACGGCGUGCUACCCCGACGGCAGCCCAUGCGCAACAGGCGAGUUUUGCAACUUUGACCAUGGUAGCUCCGGAUUCUGUGAGCCGUGCUCGUCCUUUAGCGAACCUACCGCUUGCUUUGAUGAUGGUCUACCGAGCGACGGCGCGGCAGAUUGCCACGCGUGCUGCUUCCAAGGCUCGUACUCGUACUCGUACUCGCCAACAACAUAUGCGCCAACUGCAGUGGAAACAUAUCUUCCAACAAACUACGAACACUCGUACUCGUACUCGUACUCGUACUCGUCGGGACCGACACCGACGUGUGGCGCCGGCCAAGUAGCCGACUGCUCGGGCGACGGCGACUGCUGCCCGGAGAGUUGGAUCGGCGACGACUUGUGCGAUGGCGAGGACCAGGAAUGGGGUUGCGACCUGAGCUGUUUCGACAACGACGGCGGCGACUGCGACGGCGACGACAACUGGGACGACGAGAGCCCCGACUACUCGUACUCCUACUCUUACUCUGAUAACUGGGACGACAAGUGCCUCGGACAGACGGCGUGCUACCCCGACGGCAGCCCAUGCGCAACAGGCGAGUUUUGCAACUUUGACCAUGGUAGCUCCGGAUUCUGUGAGCCGUGCUCGUCCUUUAGCGAACCUACCGCUUGCUUUGAUGAUGGUCUACCGAGCGACGGCGCGGCAGAUUGCCACGCGUGCUGCUUCCAAGGCUCGUACUCGUACUCGUACUCGCCAACCGCCAUGCGCCAACUGCAGUGGAAACAUAUCUUCCAACAAACUACGAACACUCGUACUCGUACUCGUACUCGUACUCGUCGGGACCGACACCGACGUGUGGCGCCGGCCAAGUAGCCGACUGCUCGGGCGACGGCGACUGCUGCCCGGAGAGUUGGAUCGGCGACGACUUGUGCGAUGGUGAGGACCAGGAAUGGGGUUGCGACCUGAGCUGUUUCGACAACGACGGCGGCGACUGCGACGGCGACGACAACUGGGACGACGAGAGCCCCGACUACUCGUACUCGUACUCGUACAGCCACAAGCAUGGCGGCGUCGACUCGUACUCCUACUCCUACUCCUACUCCUACUCGUCGGGACCGACGCCGACGUGUGACGUCGGCUACGUAGCGGACUGCUCGGGCGACGGCGACUGCUGCCUGCAGAGUUGGAUUGGCGACGGCCGGUGCGAUGGCGAGGACCAAAGGUGGCAUUGCGACUUGACUUGCUAUGCUAACGACGGCGGGGACUGCGACGGCGACGACAACUGGGACGACGAGAGCCCCGACUACUCGUACUCGUACUCAUACAGCCACAAGCAUGUCGGCGUAGACUCGUACUCGUACUCGUACUCGUACUCGUACUUGUACUUGUGUGCCGUCGGCUACGUAGCCGACUGCUCGGGCGACGGCGACUGCUGCCUGGAGAGUUGGAUCGGCGACGAAAUUUGCGACGGCGUGGACCAAGUAGAUGGUUGCGACCUGAGCUGUUUCGACAACGACGGCGGCGACUGCGACCCGAAAAAAUCUGAAUCCUACUCGUACUCGUACUCGUACUCCUACUCGUACUCGCAUCAUCCACACUGCUGCGUCGAGCACGCAUUCCACGCCACCGGCGAGGUGGCCUCAACGACGUGCUUUGGGGGCCGCUCGCCGUGGGAGGCCUCCACGAUGAGCGACCUAUGCACGGCAGGACACUCCGACGCCGGCGCGGCGGCGCCCCUCUUCCGCGAUUGCUCCCAGGAGGCGAUCGACGCGGGGAACUGCGGCUCGGCAGACUGGGACACCUGCGCGGAAUGCGCCGACUUUGGCAUUCCCAUAGGCAUGUUUUUCGCUAACGUCGGCUACACGUCGUGUCCGGACUGGGUGGUAGACGCCGCCCGUGAAGAGGCCGCCGAGGGUGGGCAGUGCGCGCCGUGGUUCGAGUACGAGGAAGAGGGCGACGACGACUGCACCCCGGGCUGGCACUCCAUAAAUUGUCUGGACGGGACGGUGAUGUACGGCGAGGGCUGCGCCUCGUGCGGCGACUGCGAUCUGCAAAACUUCACGGCGGCCACGGGCGGCCUAAUCACGUGCAAACGAGACGGUUCGUACUCGUACUCGUAUAGCUACGGUCGCGACCACCCAGCGACCUAUUUCAUCGGCGGCGUCGAGUUUUCGGUUCCAGGGGAGUGCUGGUACGACGACUGCGGCGUCUGCACCCCGGGCUGGGAGGUCCUCGAGUGCCGCGACGAUGGCACGCAUGGCACGCCGAUGCGCGGGGUUGGCUGCGCCGCGUGCGAUGCGACGGCCUGCGCGCUGCACGAUGCGACGUUCGACUUCGGUGGCCGCAUGACCUGCGAGCCCGGCACGUCGCCUAUCGUCUAUUAUCACGACUACGACGACGACGGCAGCGUCGACUACGAGGGGACGGUCGAGCCGUGCUCCUACACGGACUGCGGCGACGGGGGGAUCGGCUCGUACUCCUACUCGCACUCGUACAGCUACAAGCACGGCGUCGACUGGACGGCAGCACCUUCGCCGCGGCCGACAUCCACGCCCAGCGCGCGCCCGUCGCCGCGGCCGACACCAUCGCCGUCGCCGCACCCGACCCCAAGACCUUCGCCGGACCCGACGCCGGAGCCUGGCGAUCCUACGGCAGCACCAGUCUUCGCGCCAACGCAUAAGCCGACUCCGCGGCCUUCGUCUAGGCCAACGCAGUCUCCGACGCGCUGGCCGACGGUUCAUCCGUCGCCAGGGCCGACCUCACGGCCGACGUGGGUGCCCUGGCCGCGGCCAAGCGCAAAGCCCACGUCAUCGCCGACGUCGUGGCCCACGCACCGACCGACUUUGCGGCCAAGCCAAUGGCCGACGCCCCGGCCCUCGCACGCUCCGACGGCGCAGCCGAGCCCAAAACCGACGUCGUCGCCGACCUCGUGGCCAUCGCACCGACCAACCUUGCGGCCAAGCCAAUGGCCGACGCCCCGGCCCUCGCGCGCUCCGACGCCGCGGCCGACAGCCAGGCCCUCGUCGGCGCCCUCGCACGCUCCGAAGCCGGCGCCUACGCCUCUACCGACGCCUCGGCCCUCGCCGGAGCCAUCCCUAAAACCAACCCGAGUUCCCACGCCAAAACCGACGCCCUCGCCGACGGCGACGCCCGGAGACCCCACGGCGGCUCCCGUAUUUUCGCCGACGCCGCGGCCCUCUUCGCAGCCGAGUUCGAAGCCGACAAAAGUGCCGACGCCCGCACCGUCGGCCCGACCCACACCGCUGCCGACGCCCCGCCCGACCCCGAGUCCCUCUCCGGAGCCGUCGAGUAAGCCGACACCCGCCCCGACGACGGCACUCCCGACGACGGCGCUCCCGUCGCCCGCGCCCACGAGCGUGCCCACGAUCUCGUCGCCGCCGUCGGCAGUACCUACAACAGCACCGACGACCAUAAAUUACCGCCUCGCGGACUUCUCGGCGACGGCGCCCGCGGAGCUGGCCGAGGCGGCCUUUACGGGGACGGGUCUCAAAGUAGAGCAUCUGGUCGUCAAUCUGACGGUCCCGGCGACCGAGCCUGUGAAGGUGACGCUGCGCGGCGGCGGUCAGAGCGCGAGUGCCCUCCGCUUCUACGACGAGGACCCGGCCAACCCGGGCUACGCGCUCACGUCGGACGCCGGAAGCGCCUCCGUCGCGAGGUGGAUCCCCGCCGGCGACACCAAUCUUACGGUCGCCGCCGGCGCGCUCCGGGACCGAGUCAACAACGGCCACAGCGUCGUGCAGACCAUCACGGUCUCUCUUGAUUCGGACGAUCCGAUCUACGGCCGCGAGCGGAACUUUGUCGGGUCGUUCGCAGUGACGGUGCUGGACGUCGACGAGUCGCUGAUCGCGGUGAAAAAAUUCCUGGCGACGACGGACCCCGUCACGUCCGGCGCCAUAACGGCGGAAGCAAAGGAGAACGCCGCGACCUUCGUCUUCACGGCGGCGCUGACGAGCCUACCGUUUUCCGCCGUGCGCCUCGAGGUCGAAGGCGACGUCGACGCGUUCGAGAGUAUCUCCGUCGACGGUGCCGAUGCAACGAACCGCACCAUCGAGCCCGCCGACUGGGCCUCACUCGCGACGUACACGUUCCGCGUUGCCGACGACACCGUGCUCUCCGGCGACCGCGACUACUCCGUCUGGUUCGUGGCGCGCUCGGACGAUGCUAAUUAUGACAGUCGACGCUCGGCUACGAUGACGUGCCAAGUCAUCGAGGACGACGUCGCCUUCGCCACCGUGAGCGGCAAGGCGCUGACGGUCGGGGCCGGCAUCGACGGCCCGACGUUCGGCGACGGCUACUGGAUCACGCUCUCUGCGCCGCCGACGGCCAACGUCGUCGUGUCGCUCGACUGCGCCGACACGAACGUGUUCUACACGAAGCGGCUCCUGUUUACGCCGGACAACUGGGAUCGGAAGUACGUGGCCGUCAACGCCUCUCUCGCAGACCCAGACGUCCUGGAGGGUAGGACGGCCACACUCACGCAUUCCGUCGCCUCGGCCGACGCCUUCUUCGACGGCCUCGCCGUCUCCGACGUCGAGAUCGCCGUCGAAUUCUCUGUGGAUAGUGUGCCGCCGCCCAAGCUGGAACUCGUCCGCUUCUUGGACGGCGGCAACGGCCUCGACGUGCUCUUCGACAGCCCGACGAACAUGAUCGACGGCGAGUGGGAUAUUGAUUGCGCCACGCUCUUCGAGUACGCGGCGCAGCAAUUCGGCGCAGACGGUACGUGCUCCUGGACGAACUCGAGCGCGCUGCGCGUAACGUUCGGCGCGGGCGCCCAGAUCGUCCCGUUCGACUACGUGGCCGCGACGACCCUCAACAGCGCGUGGCUCAAGGGCGGCGUGCUGAAGAACGACCUCGACGGCGCGACGCUCACGAGCGCCGCCCAGUACGCUGAGGCCCAGAAGCCGCUGCAUCCCGUGGCGCCGGCGAUCUCGAUCACGGCACCGGAGAGCGUCGGCGUCUGCGACGGCGUCGUCCUCGACGCGCGCGGCGCCACGGGCGGCGGCUCGAGAGCUCUGACGUACAACUGGGGCAUGCUGACGAGCUGGGACGCCGAGACGGACGCCGAUAUGGCCAGCGUGGCGGCGCUCGAGGCCAAGCUUCAACAGGCCGACGCUGCCGGCGCCGUGACCUUGGGCCUCGGCUUUGACGACCUCCUCGCGGGCCGGGCCUACGACUUCCUCAUCGCCGCGACAAAUUUUCUCGGCGUGACGACCACGGCCUACGCGACCGUCGACAAGCUGGCCUCGCCGGCGCCCGGCGUCCAAUUUCAGGGCGCCGCGACGCAGACGAUGGUCCGGUCCGACAAAAAGUCGCUCAAACUCGACGUCGCGCUGCCCAAGCUCGCCUGCGUCGACACGAACGUGUCAUCCACGGCGCUGGGCUUCGCCUGGCGCGCGUGGCGGCUGGCGGGGGCGACGUACAUCCGAGACAUCCCGGACUUGGCGGAGUACACCGCCAACCCCAUGUCGUGUCGCCUGCCGGCGGACGCCCUGGCCGCGCAGACGACCUACAAGUUCCAGGUGACCGUCGGCUUCGCGGACACCAUGACCAUCAACAGCUCCGCUACUACCACGAUUGUUGUCGGGUCGCAGGCCCUCGUCGCGUCCAUCUUAGGCGGCGUCGAGCAGGCCGUGGCGAUCGGCGCCACGACCGAGCUGGACGGGUCCGAGUCGUACGACCCCGACGAGCAGGGCGCGCUCGCGUACGCGUGGACCGCGGCGCGCGUGCUGGACGACGGGAGUAGGGAAGACGCGAACUCGCUACUGAGUUCCACAGACACGACGCAGUCCGUCCUCGCGUUCACGCCGACGACGGCCGCGGGCUGGGCGAGCGGCGCGACCUACGAAUUCACGCUAACGGUCUCCCAUGGCGCGCGGAGCGCGGCCUACAGCGUGCUGGUGUCGGUCUCGUCGGACCAGUACAUGCCGCGCGCGACGGUCACGGAAUUCGACGAGAGCAUCAAGUACAAUCCCACGGCGGACACGUUCGCUGCGAUCUACUUCGAGGCGACGUCACCCGAUCCUGAUAGAACGAUCGAGCAAACCGCCUGGUCCGUCGGCGACGGGCAGUCCGCGGGCCUCCUCGGCAAGCCCAGCGGGGCGCCGUCUCCCAUGCUCGUCGACCUCGGCAAGACGCGGCCCAACGCCGUGUACCGGCUGAAACUUAUGGUCACGGACAGCAUCGGGUCGACGUCCUCGACCGUCGUUUCCCUGACGACGAACGGCCCGCCCACCUCGGGCACGUUCGCCGUCGCGCCGUACCGGGGCACCGCCCUGGAGACGGAGUUCGAAUUCCUGCUGGACGGCUGGUCCGACGACGUCGACGACUACCCCCUCACGUACACGUACGGGUAUCGGCUGGUCCAGGACGCGGCGCUGACGCCGCUGGUUGCGGACCAGUACGCGAGCGCGUGGUUCCUUACGACACUGCCGCAAGCGCCGAAUGUCAACAUCACGUGCGUCGGCCGCGUCUUCGACCGCUACCUGUCGUACGCGCAAGCCUUCACGCCCGUGCGGGUGGACCCGCUCGAGAUCUCGACCGAGGACCUCUCGGCGUUCGCCGGCGAUCUGUUGUCGGCGUCGGCGGACACGGGCGACGGCGAGGCGUCGCUGUCUCUGGUCUCGAACGUGGCGAGCGUCAUAGGCGGGACCGACGCGAGUCGGCGGAGACUUUCCGCCGAACAGGAGUUGAUCGACGACCUGAUGGCCCACACGAUUAGCGCGGCGAGCCUGGUGGGCACGAGCUCGUCCGCCGCGGCGGCAGCUCAGGUCCUGUCCACCGUCUCGACGCUGACCGGGGACCCCGACUCUAUCUCUGAGAGCUCGCAGACGGGCGCGAUCGGGCUGCUCAGCGACGUCGUCGGCGGCGCGGCAGGCACUGGCUUCGACGCUGACACGGCGGCGGCGACGGCGGCCACCCUCUCGAGCCUCCUGAGCGCGAGCCUGUUCGCGUCCGUCGCGGCGGACGCGCGGCGGUCGUUGGGGGCCGCUAAUGCCGACCUGGGCGGGCAGAUGGCCGGCACGGUGGGAGCGCUGGCCACCGGCAUGAUCGCGGGCGCCUACGGCGGCCAGAACAGGAGCGUCGUCACGGAUAACCUGGAGCUACGCGCCUUCCGGACCGACUGCGGGACGCGGGACGCGGCGUUUCGACUGUCCUCGGGGGCCGGCGUGACGGACCUGCCCGCCUCGGCCCUCGACGCCGCCGGGGGCGACAGUUGCGAGGGGGGAGCGCCGGCCGAUGUGGACGUGAAGGUGGCCCGGCUGAAGAACGUCUACGCUUCUGAGGGCGACGGUGCCAUUUCGGACCUGCUGCAGAUCGAGCUCGGCGGCGAAGGCGCCACGGUCAAGGUUGACAAUCUCGCCGAACCCAUCGUGUUCGACAUCCCGUUCGACUACGACCCGACACUCGAAGCCGGCUACGACCCGGGCAUCCGCACGGGCACGUGUUAUAAUCGGUCCCAGGUCCUGAGCUUCGACUGCGACGUGCCCACGACCUUUGAUUGCGGGGAGUCUCGCGAAGUGACGCUCCCCGACGGGUCGACGACGACCGUGACGGGAGAUGUCCUUCCGCUCGAAAUCACGGUGAGCUGCCCCGCCAAGACGGCCGCGUGCUCGUUCUGGGACAACGCGACGAGUAGCUGGUCUUCUGAUGGCUGUGCCGUCGUCGCGUCUACGGCGUCCGGCGUGACGUGCGCGUGCACGCAUCUGACCGAGUUCGCCGCCUCGACGACUGCGGCAGACGCAAACUAUUUCGUGGACUUUCAGCCCUCGCCGGGGCCGACGCCCGCGCCUACGACGGUUCAGCCGUCGCUGGCGCCGACGUCGCAGCCGUCGCCGGGGCCGACCACGCGGCCGACGUGGGUGCCCUGGCCGGCGCCCACGACGGCACGGCCCACGCCGAGGCCGUCGCCGGCGCCGACGCCCUUGCCCGGUCACCCCACGGCGGCGCCGGUCUUUGCUCCGACGCCGCCGCCAUCGGCCCCGCCGACCGCGGCGCCCGGGGGUUCGACGCCCGGGCCCACGCCGCGCCCGGUCUGCGAUAUCUGUGGCGGCCGCGGCGUCAAGGUCGCGGUCGCCGGGUACACGUGCGAGACGACCGCCGGCGAGAAAGUCGGCGACUCGAACACUCAUCCGGCGAUGGCGUUCGCGGUCUUCAACACGGCGGUCGACUGCCUCACUGCCGGCCACUCCUGGAACGCGUACACGUGCGAAGAAACGGCCCACUUCUGGGCGGAGGACGUGGACCAAUGGAACCUAGGGUGGACGUGCCAGUUUCAUCGAGACUUCUGGGACUCGGGCGGGGAAGCCGGGGGCUGCUGCGUCGCCGCCCACGACGACGACGACGACGACAACCGCUUCCACCGCGGCCUCGUCGAGUCCGCAGGAGUAUGGAGCCUCGCGACGGUGGGCGUCACGAUGACGGGUAUCGCCAUCGCGUCAUUUGCUAAUUUGAUGCAGGAACAGUGCGCCCUGGGCCCGACGAUCAUCUUCGAGGCUGGCACGACGCACCCGUACUACAUCACCCCGAACCUGUGCACGAUCGGCGCCCACACGUACUCGUCCAAGAAGACCGUGCGCGACGCGUCGCCCCGCAAGGUGUGCCGCAAGUACUGCGAGGAGGCGUCCGGAAAGCUCGCUCUCAAGCAUGUGCAGGGCCUCACUUGCUACUGCAAAAAGAAGUAGCUGAAUGUAAUGUGUUUUUGCUCGUGA